GGAAGAAAUACAUACAAGUGGAUGCAAUAGAUACGAGGGUACGAUUGUGAUUAUAGUGUUACAACAAGGGCAAAAAUGUCCUAAUCCUAAAACAUGGUGAAAGGAUAAAGCAGCAUUGUGAGUUCUGCACAAUCAUCAUCAUCUUCUUCCUCUUGGUGACAAUGGCUGCAUCUCUCCAUACUAGCCAAUUGGGGUCUGCUUUUUUGGGUGAAAGAGCUGGAAUCUGUGUUUCGACUGUUCCCGUCACGCGUCUUGGGUUUAGAAGGAAAACUGUUGAAUGUAAAGAGUCGAGAAUCGGGAAGCAACCGAUUGAAGUACCGUCAAAUGUGGUUAUCACAUUAGAAGGCCAAGAUAUGAAGGUCAAGGGUCCUUUAGGAGAACUUGCGUUAUCUUAUCCACGAGAAAUAACAAUAGAUAGGCAGGAAUCAAUCCUUAAGGUCAGUAAGGCGGUUGAGACACGAAGGGCCAAUCAAAUGCAUGGGCUAUUUAGGACUCUGACCAGCAAUAUGGUGGUUGGUGUAUCAAAGGGGUUUGAGAAGAAGCUUCAGUUGGUUGGUGUCGGUUAUCGUGCAACGGUUGAAGGGAAAGAGUUGAUACUGAGUCUUGGGUUCUCUCAUCCGGUCAAAAUGACAAUCCCGGAUGACCUAAAAGUCAAAGUCGAAGACAACACCCGAAUCACUGUGAGUGGUUAUGAUAAGUCAAACAUUGGUCAAUUCGCGGCGUCAAUAAGGAAGUGGAGACCUCCGGAACCGUACAAAGGUAAGGGGGUGAAAUAUGCUGAUGAAAUCAUUAGAAGAAAGGAGGGCAAAGCAGGGAAGAAGAAGUAGGUUGUGUAUUCAUUCACUUGAGUUUAAUUCUCAAUGUAAUUUCCCCUUUUGUUUGUUAUUUAUUGAAAAAUAUUUCUCAAUCUUACUUAAAAACCUUGUGGCUUGUCUUUUGCUAAGAUGUUUAAGUGGCUAGAUGCCUAGAUUAAAUCAUUGUAUCCGUUUA
This is a messenger RNA of Helianthus annuus (common sunflower), 990 nucleotides long. Its product is annotated as 50S ribosomal protein L6, chloroplastic. The record is from RefSeq and is a predicted model, not a curated record. Lineage: Eukaryota; Viridiplantae; Streptophyta; Magnoliopsida; Asterales; Asteraceae. The transcript is spliced from 3 exons. Gene Ontology annotation, biological process: translation. Gene Ontology annotation, molecular function: structural constituent of ribosome; rRNA binding. Gene Ontology annotation, cellular component: ribosome. The coding region runs from base 162 to 827 and encodes 221 amino acids.